This is a messenger RNA of Phyllostomus hastatus (greater spear-nosed bat), 1802 nucleotides long. RefSeq names its product pyrroline-5-carboxylate reductase 3 (gene PYCR3). Gene Ontology annotation, biological process: L-proline biosynthetic process. The coding region runs from base 42 to 872 and encodes 276 amino acids. Lineage: Eukaryota; Metazoa; Chordata; Mammalia; Chiroptera; Phyllostomidae. The record is from RefSeq and is a predicted model, not a curated record. Gene Ontology annotation, molecular function: pyrroline-5-carboxylate reductase activity. The transcript is spliced from 6 exons.
AGCCCAUUGGCGAGCGGGGGGUCGGGGCGCCUUGAGGCAACAUGGCGGCGGCAGUUGGGGAGCCGGGGUCUAGGCGCGUGGGCUUCGUGGGCGCCGGCCGCAUGGCGGAGGCCAUCGCGCACGGCCUCAUCCGAGCAGGAAAAGUGGAAGCCCGUCACGUGCUGGCCAGCGCACCAACCGACAGGAACCUCUGUCACUUCCAGGCUCUGGGCUGCCAGACCACCCACUCCAACCCGGAGGUGCUUCAGAGCUGCUCGCUCGUCUUCUUUGCCACCAAGCCCCACGUCUUGCCAGCCGUCCUGGCAGAGGUGGCCCACGCGGUCACCUCUGAGCACAUCGUGGUGUCUGUGGCUGCUGGGGUCUCUCUGAGUGCCCUGGAGGAGCUGCUGCCCCCGGCCACACGGGUGCUGCGGCUCUCGCCCAACCUGCCCUGCGUGGUCCAGGAGGGGGCCAUGGUGUUGGCCCGUGGGCGCCAUGCCAGGAACAGUGAGGUCGAGCUCGUGCGGUCUCUGCUGGAGGCCUGUGGGCAGUGCGAGGAGGUGCCCGAAGCCCAAGUGGACAUCCACACUGGCCUUAGUGGCAGUGGCGUGGCCUUCGUGUGCCUGUUCUCCGAGGCCCUUGCUGAGGGGGCCGUCAAGAUGGGCAUGCCCAGUGGCCUGGCUCACCGCAUCGCCGCCCAGACCCUGCUGGGCACGGCCAAGAUGCUGCUGCAGCAGGGGCGGCACCCUGCGCAGCUGCGGACAGACGUGUGCACGCCCGGCGGCACCACCAUUCACGGCCUCCACGCCCUGGAGCGGGGAGGGCUGCGGGCAGCCACCAUGAGCGCCGUGGAGGCCGCCAUCUGCCGGGCCAAGGAGCUCAGCAGGAAGUAAGGAGCGGGUGCCGGACGAGGGCCUCAGCCCCCGGGUGCCUGGCGCAGCCCGGCCCCUCCCUGAAGACUGCGGUUCUCUGCGAUCCCCAGGAGCCCUGCUGGAUGCACCCUGCUUCCCCCACAGGAAACUCGAGGGGGCUGGGGGGGCCCCUUGGCGGUGGGGACCCCCGCCCUGCCACCCAGGCACAAGGCCUCGUGCUGAUGGCCCAUGUGGGGCGCCCCUGGCAGAGACGUGAGCAGAGCUCCCUGCGCAGCAGUAGCUGUGCAACUGCAGCCGGCUCGGGGGCGGGGACAAGGGUGUCCACGGGAGACCCGCCCCCUCAGUAGAGCCAGCGGUGCCGGGCCGUCACAUCUGCCCUGUCCCUGGGUUGGCCUGCGGCUGGGUUGGGGCUGCCCCAUGUUGGGAGGGUGGGCCUCGGCCAGCAGGGGCCACAUGCUUGGCUGCAGCUGGGUUGUGGCCCCCCCCGCCCCGACCCUCAGCUCCUGGCAGGUGGCAGAUGGAGCUGGCCCUGAUGACCCUUCUCGGUCAGAGUCCUCGAGGGUCCCAAGGCCUGGCCUCUGACCGCAGGACCUCACCUCCAGCACAUCCCUGGAUGGACCAGUAGGCCAGGAAUGGCCCAAAGCAAGGCUGCAGAACCUCUGGGGGGGGUGGGCGCCUGCAGCUUCCUCCCCAGCACUGCCCACAAGGCCUCUGGGCCUCUUCGCCCGCACAGCCGCCACUGCCCCCACCACUGAGGCUUGGGGAGAGGAGCCUGCCUGUGGGUCGGGGGAGACCCCUGCGCGAUGGCGCCCUCCUGCUCGUCUGCCCUCCACGCGGUCGUCUCUGGCCCCCGCCCUGUUCCCACCGUACUUUGGUCUGACCCUGCGUGGGCCUGAGUCCGACCCCACACCCGGUUUCCUUCCUGGGAGGUGGGAAUAAAGCCGAUGAAUG